AUGCAUCGUCUUUUUACUGAGCUGGAGCCAUCUAUUACUGUCACCGAGCAAAACCUGGCAGACCGAGUUCGGUAUAUCUUACGCUCAAAUAUAUUUGAUGGCGCCGAACUCGAACGGCUACGACGUGAGGCUGUUCCCUCAUCAAAUGAAAACGCUACGACUGAGGGUGCGGUGCCACAAGUUGCAGAACAACCCGCACACGUGGAUGCCGCCGAGAAUACCCCAGUGGUUGCCGAUUCAAAUGAUGAUGGAACAUUCACCCAGGAACUAGAAAUAGAGCAAAUGAGGAGUACAUUGGAAGAGGCGAUUAUGGAAACGCGCAGUACGCCUCUCGAAAAUCGACCGCGACUUCCCCGCAUAGCCCUAAGCAAGCGGAAUCGGGCUGUCGUGAGGGCUCUGAACCCAAUGCUGGUGACCUAUUUGGAAGCCAGCCGGGACCUUUGCGAGACGGACUCAAUUCUCUUUGGCGCCGCACUGGCAGUCUGCCGUAUUAUACGCGCCAAACUUUCCACGGCUGGACGCACUACUGGACAAAGUAGUGCUAUCCCAGCCUGGAGAACAAGAAUUGAAGAACGUAUCGCAAAGGAUAGGGCCCUCAUCGGCAGACUGAUAUGCUUCAGGUCAGGCAAUACCAGGCCAAGGAUUGUACGCACCGUCAGGAUGGCGUUUGCUGGGACAAAUGUUAGUUUGUCCCAGCCGGAUAUAAUGCAAAAACUGACGGAGCGCAUAGACGACCUGAAGCAGAGAAUCGCUGCUUGGGGAAAGCGAAUUCGGCGAUAUACCGAGAGGUCGACACGGUUCAACCAGAAUCGUCUCUUCCAGAGUGAUCAGAAGAGGCUCUAUAAAUCAUUGGAGCGACCAAUGGUAAGUGGAACGGGCCCAGUACCGAAUCAGGCCGACACGGUCGCAUUCUGGCGCAGCCUGUGGUCAGAGCCCGUAAACCACAACGAGGGCCCUUGGACGGAAGUUGUGGCGAGUCAGUGUGCGGGUAUUACGCCCAUGGACCCCGUCACCAUAACGCCGGAUGACGUAGCUGAGGCGGUCCGUAGGGCCCCGAACUGGAAAAGUCCGGGACUCGACGGGCUGCAUCACUACUGGCUGAAGGGGUUCGUGAGCAAAACCUGGCAGACCGGGCAGAUAUUUGAUGUCGCCGAACUCGAACGACUACGACGUGAGGCUGUUCCCUCAUCGGAUGAAAAUGAUAUGGCUGAGGAUGCGGCGCCACAAAUUGCAGAGCAACCCGCAAAUAUGAAUGCCGCCGUGAAUACCCCAGUUGUGGUUGAUUCAAACGAUGAUGGAACAGUCGCCCAGGAACUGGAAUUAGAGCAUAUGAGGAGUACAUUGGAAGAGGCGAUUGUGGAAACGCGCAGUACGCCUCUCGAAAAUCGACCGCGACUUCCCCGUAUAGCCCUAAGCAAGCGGAAUCGGGCUGUCGUGAGGGCUCUGAACCCAAUGCUGGUGACCUAUUUGGAAGCCAGCCGGGACCUUUGCGAGACGGACUCAAUUCUUUUUGGCGCCGCACUGGCAGUGUGCCGUAUUAUAGGCGCCAAACUUUCCACGGCUGGACGCGCUACUGGACAAAGUAGCGCUAUCCCAGCCUUUUCUUUUUUUUAA
Messenger RNA from Parnassius apollo (apollo), 1614 nucleotides. The record is from the annotation of a GenBank genome assembly. NCBI's taxonomy places the organism in Eukaryota, Metazoa, Arthropoda, Insecta, Lepidoptera, Papilionidae.